AUGGAUAAGUUAAGGAAUUUGCCGAAUUUUGAGAGGUUUUUCUCCAGAAGCUUUAGGGAAAGAGCCAAAAAACUUCUAAGGGAGAAUAAAGUUCACGUUAUUAUCUACUUAUCCUUUCUUUUCGCCCUUCUAAUAGUAUACACCUUUAUCUCAAGUGGAGGUUUCUCCUUUCUUCUGACGCUUUCGUCACUUGUGAGCUUUUUGUCAUUUUUAAUUUUAGUGUUCUGCGUCGAGAGCGCUAGAAGUUCAAAAGGAAUCUCGCUUCAAACCACUUUAUCAUACGUAUUUGUAUUUUUCGCAAGGCUCAUAUCAAUAUUGAUACACCAGGGGUAUUUACCGACCGACUCAUCGGGAGACUAUCUCUACCAGCUGUCUGAGAUACUCUGUCUUGUAUUCGCAGGCUACAUAGCGUACGCGUGCAAAUUUAAGUUCGGGGAUACCUAUGAAAAGGAUAAUGACAAACUAAAAUGCAGUUUAAUUUUGAUACCAUGCUUCGUACUGGCGUUAUUUGUACACCCAUCACUCAAUCGUUUCUUCCUCACGGAUGUCUGCUGGGCGUUCGCACUAUAUGUGGAGACGGUGUGCGUUCUACCACAACUUUUAAUGUUUCAAAAAUCAGAUAGGGUCGUCCCGGCACUGGCACACUUUACUGCCGCUCAAUCGUUGUCAAAGGUGUUAUCCUUUGUGUUUUGGCUCUCGACGUACACCGAACUGAACUCUAAGGGAAACAUAAUAAAACCCUUUGUGGGCCACUGGGUAAUAUUCACUCAGUUUGUGCAGGUAUUGCUCGUCGCAGACUUCAUAGUACACUACGUGAAGUGUAUCACAAAGGGAAUUUCAGUAGAACUGAUAAUGUCCGACAAUGUGUAA
Molecule: messenger RNA, 870 nt
Organism: Theileria orientalis strain Shintoku
Lineage: Eukaryota; Apicomplexa; Aconoidasida; Piroplasmida; Theileriidae
Product: ER lumen protein retaining receptor 1
Exons: 3
Coding region: 1-870 (289 amino acids)
Biological process (GO): protein retention in ER lumen
Cellular component (GO): membrane
Molecular function (GO): ER lumen protein retrieval receptor activity
Source: RefSeq, a predicted model, not a curated record